UGACGCAGCAACCAGUAGCAAACGACCCGAACGAGAACGACUCCUCACGUCCCCCCGCAGGUCAGCCAAUACCCCACAUUGCCCGAGGGAUCUUCCGGCUUGAAGUCUCCCACGGUCUGAUUAGAUGCCGCAGUGCUCGACCCGUGUGCAACGAAGACGAAGUCAAUCUUGCCGCUGCCCUUGCCCUUGCAGAGGACCUGCAGGACGCCUUGGAAGUUACCAGAUACUUUGCUUGUGCCUGGUGCGGAGGGGUGCGAGGAGAAGAGAGAGACAUGAGCCGACCGGUCGGCGUGAGGGAACGCACGAGAGAGUGGGAAGAUUCAGGCCUCAACGUACCAGGCCCGACGCCGAACCAUUCACUGCAGUAGCUACCGAUGACUUCAGUUUGGCCGGCUGGAGGAUCCCAGAACCAGCUGACGACGGUGCCGUUGAUCCUACAAAGGGUGAAUAUCUGUCAGAUCGAUGUCAGAGGCAUGCAACAGGGCGUGCUCAUCUCACUCGAGAACGUGGUACUCGUCGAGGCACGGAGUUCCUCUUUUGAGGGCGUCUGUAGCCGAGGCAAUGGUGAGCAACGCGCUGAAGGCGCAGGGUAGGAGGAUGCCGAGCAUGGCGAGGGACGCAAAGGCAGGGAAGAUGGGCUGAGUCGUGAGCAUGAUGAUGGUGCGGCAUUGAGAGGCAG
This is a messenger RNA of Jaminaea rosea, 679 nucleotides long. RefSeq lists its product as hypothetical. The transcript has a single exon. Bases 125 to 541 code for a protein of 138 amino acids. NCBI's taxonomy places the organism in Eukaryota, Fungi, Basidiomycota, Exobasidiomycetes, Microstromatales. The record is from RefSeq and is a predicted model, not a curated record.